Chrysochloris asiatica (Cape golden mole) is the source of this 840-nucleotide messenger RNA. It is a transcript of the gene RPS3, whose product is annotated as ribosomal protein S3. The record is from RefSeq and is a predicted model, not a curated record. Gene Ontology annotation, cellular component: cytosolic small ribosomal subunit; nucleus. Bases 24 to 755 code for a protein of 243 amino acids. The transcript has 7 exons. Lineage: Eukaryota; Metazoa; Chordata; Mammalia; Afrosoricida; Chrysochloridae. Gene Ontology annotation, biological process: positive regulation of apoptotic signaling pathway; translation. Gene Ontology annotation, molecular function: structural constituent of ribosome; RNA binding.
CUUUCGGCGGCGCGCGGCGCAACAUGGCGGUACAAAUUUCCAAGAAGAGGAAGUUUGUAGCUGAUGGCAUCUUCAAAGCCGAACUGAAUGAGUUUCUCACACGGGAGCUGGCUGAAGAUGGUUACUCUGGAGUUGAAGUUCGAGUUACACCAACCAGGACAGAAAUCAUCAUCCUAGCCACCAGGACACAGAAUGUUCUUGGUGAGAAGGGCCGGCGGAUUCGGGAACUGACCGCCGUGGUUCAGAAGAGGUUUGGCUUCCCUGAGGGCAGUGUAGAGCUUUAUGCUGAAAAGGUGGCCACAAGAGGUCUGUGUGCCAUUGCCCAGGCAGAGUCUCUGCGCUACAAACUCCUAGGAGGGCUUGCUGUGCGGAGGGCCUGCUAUGGUGUGCUGCGGUUCAUCAUGGAGAGUGGAGCCAAAGGCUGUGAGGUCGUGGUGUCUGGGAAACUUCGAGGACAGAGGGCUAAGUCCAUGAAAUUUGUGGAUGGUCUGAUGAUCCACAGUGGGGACCCUGUUAACUACUACGUUGACACAGCCGUGCGCCACGUGCUGCUCAGACAGGGUGUGCUGGGCAUCAAAGUGAAGAUCAUGCUGCCCUGGGACCCAAGUGGUAAGAUUGGCCCGAAGAAACCCCUGCCUGACCAUGUGAGCAUUGUGGAACCCAAAGAUGAGAUACUACCCACCACCCCCAUAUCGGAGCAGAAGGGUGGGAAGCCAGAGCCACCUGCUAUGCCUCAGCCAGUCCCCACUGCAUAACAGGGUCUCCUUGGCAGCCGGAUCUGGGAUUUGGAUGUUGCUCUGUAAAGAACUUUAAAACUUAAUAAAAAUCUUUUAAAAAGAA